This is a messenger RNA of Epinephelus moara (kelp grouper), 1173 nucleotides long. RefSeq names its product PEX5-related protein-like. The transcript has 7 exons. NCBI's taxonomy places the organism in Eukaryota, Metazoa, Chordata, Actinopteri, Perciformes, Serranidae. The coding region runs from base 40 to 1173 and encodes 377 amino acids. The record is from RefSeq and is a predicted model, not a curated record.
AUCUGCCUGUUGUAGGGGAAAGGGGAAAGGGUCGUUGCCAUGGUGCUGAAGGAGCUUCCUGGUAAAAAGGCAUCCUCAGAAGGAAACCCCCUCCUCACCGUGACAACCAAGCUGGUCCGAGAGCAGCAGGAGAGUCGACCCCUGCUGAGUCCCUCCAUCGAUGACUUCCUGUCGGAGAGCCGGAGCGACGCCCCAUCCACCCAGCCCCUCACCUCCAACACAGCUGUUCUGUCCACAGCUCUGGACCUGGUGGACCUCAGUGAGCCGGGGGAGAGCAGCGGGGGCGGCAGCGGGGGCGGCAGCGGGAGCAGCAGCGGUGGUAGUAAUGGAGGUAGUAACAGUGGAAGUAGUGGCAGCUGCAGUAACAAGGACCAGAGGAGGAGUCCUCUGAGGAGGAAGGGCAGCUUGAGGAGCCCUCGGCGCCGGACGAGACCUGAUGAGACAGAGCUGAUCCAGGUGGAAGUGGAACACCUGCCAGCCAGUCCCAGAACACCUGAGAGGAUCUCGCUGGACUCAGUCAGUCUGUCGUCUCCUCUGGACAAAUGGGACGAGGUGAACCUGGACGUGGAGGACGGAGGACACAGGAAGAGAUACGAGAAGAGAUGCACCUCCCACCACUCCUCCAAUGAACUGCUGUGGUCUGCAGAGUUUAAAACUGAUCCUCUAACCAAGAACUUCGACAUCCACAGCUUCGAUGAUCUCGACUUCAUAUCUUCAACACAGGACAGUGCAGCGUCCAGACAGCGCAGACGUACUCGUUCCCUUCUGGCCAGAAACGAGUCUCUGGAGGACGAGUUUGUCAGAGCGAAGGCUGCUGUUGAGUCGGACACGGAGUUCUGGGAUAAGAUGCAGGCCGAGUGGGAGGAGCUGGCCCGGAGGAACUGGCUGGAGGACUCUGAGGGUCAGGCGCCGAUCCCGCCCAGCGUCUCACCUGUGGAGAAGGUACGUUCAACACCUGCUCCAACAAACACCUGCUCCAACAAACACCUGCACCAACAAACACCUGCUCCAACAAACACCUGCUCCAACAAACACCUGCACCAACAAACACCUGCACCAACAAACACCUGCUCCAACAAGCACCUGCUCCAACAAACACCUGCACCAACAAACACCUGCACCAACAAACACCUGCUCCAACAAACACCUGCUCCAACAAACAUUUUCCACUGA